Molecule: messenger RNA, 1728 nt
Organism: Saccharomyces kudriavzevii IFO 1802
Lineage: Eukaryota; Fungi; Ascomycota; Saccharomycetes; Saccharomycetales; Saccharomycetaceae
Gene: GCD1
Product: translation initiation factor eIF2B subunit gamma
Exons: 1
Coding region: 1-1728 (575 amino acids)
Biological process (GO): cytoplasmic translational initiation
Cellular component (GO): eukaryotic translation initiation factor 2B complex; guanyl-nucleotide exchange factor complex
Molecular function (GO): translation initiation factor activity; guanyl-nucleotide exchange factor activity
Source: RefSeq, a predicted model, not a curated record
AUGCCCAUCCAAGCUUUUAUUUUCUGUGGUAAGGGUUCUAGUUUGGCCCCUUUUACACAGCCAGAUUUCCCGUUUCAAACGCAAAACAAGGACAGCACAACUGCCACGAACGGUGACAAGCUCAAUGAGUUUUCUAGUAGCGCGCUAGAUUCAAGUGUAAUCAAUGAGUUCAUGCAACAUUCUACACGCUUGCCCAAGGCUCUUUUGCCCAUAGGCAACAGACCCAUGAUCGAAUACGUCUUGGAUUGGUGUGACCAAGCGGAUUUCAAAGAGAUCAAUGUGAUCGCACCCGUCGACGAGAUCGAACUGAUUGAACGUGGAUUGGCUUCGUUUCUGUCCCUAAGAGAACAACAAUUCGAAUUGAUCUAUAAGGCUCUAUCGAAUUCUAACCACAGUCACCACUUGCAAGAUCCUAAAAAAAUUAAUUUCAUCCCUUCUAAGGCAAAUUCUACAGGUGAAUCCUUGCAAAAGGAGCUACUACCCAGAAUCAAUAGUGACUUCGUACUCUUGCCCUGUGACUUCGUCACUGAUAUACCUCCACAAGUCUUGAUCGAUCAGUUCAGGAAUAGGGAUGAUAAUAAUCUAGCAAUGACUAUCUACUAUAAGAACUCUUUGGAUAGUAGCAUCGAUAAAAAGCAACAGCAGAAGCAAAAGCAACAGCAAUUUUUCACAGUAUAUUCAGAAAACGACGACUCGGAGAAACAGCCAAUACUAUUGGACGUUUACUCUCAAAGAGACGUCACGAAGACUAAAUAUCUACAGAUCAGAUCACAUUUAGUAUGGAAUUACCCUAAUCUAACUAUUUCUACUAAAUUACUGAAUUCAUUUAUUUACUUCUGCUCUUUUGAAAUUUGUCAGUUGCUAAAAUUAGGAUCUCAAUCAAUGUCAAGACAAGCUUCAUUCAAAGAUCCAUUUACUGGAAAUCAACAGCAAUACAACCCUCCUAUGGCUGAUGAUGAUGAAGACAGUAAUCAUGAUGACGACGACGGUUAUAAACCUCCAAUCACAUCCAUUCAGCCCACGUAUUUCAAGAAAAAGAAUGACCUCAUCUUGGACCCAAUAAACUGCAAUAAGUCAUUAAGUAAAGUCUUUAGAGAUUUAUCUCGCCGUUCAUGGAAACAUUCUAAACUAAGAGAACCAAUAGGUAUCUUCAUUCUACCAGAAGAAACCUCGUUCAUCAGAGCCAAUAACUUGAACGCAUACAUGGAUGCUAACAGAUUCGUACUAAAGAUAAAAUCUCAGGCGAUGUUUACUAAAAAUAUACAAAUUCAAUCCGCCGCCAUUGGUGCUGAUGCCAUCGUUGACCCCAAAUGUCAGAUUUCCGCCCAUAGUAAUGUCAAAAUGUCUGUUGUCGGUAGUCACGCCAAUAUAGGUUCUAGAUGUCGUAUUGCAGGGUCUCUCCUGUUCCCGGGUGUUCAAUUAGGUGAUGAAGUGAUUUUGGAGAAUUGUAUUGUCGGACCAAUGGCCAAAAUUGGUUCUAAGUGUAAAGUCGUCAAUUGUUAUAUUGAAGGUCAUUACGCGGUAGAGCCUAAAAAUAACUUCAAAGGCGAAACGUUGGCCAACGUUUAUUUGAAUGGUGAUGAGGACGACGAAUUGAUAUAUGAUGACAGUGUUAUCGCUGGUGACAGUGAAACUGCGGAAGAAACUGAUAGCGAUGAAAGAAGUGAUGAAGGUUCCGAUGAUAGCGAUGAAUAUGAAUAUGAGGAUGAUGGAUUGUUUGAACGUUAA